CUACACUUUCGUAAAUUUACUUUUAUUUUGUUAAAGGAUUCGCAUUGUAAUUUCUAUGUGGAAGGAAUAAUUGACAUAAGUACAGAGAAUUUGUGUAGUUAUUCAAAAUGGUUUUGGAGAGCACUAUAAUUUGUGUUGAUAAUAGUGAUUAUAUGAGGAAUGGAGACUUUCUUCCCACACGCCUGCAAGCUCAGCAAGAUGCAGUUAGUUUGAUUUGCCAUUCAAAGAUCAGAUCAAAUCCUGAAAAUAAUGUUGGUCUUCUGACUCUGGCUAAACCAGAAGUUCUUGCUACUUUAACAACUGAUGUGGGUCGAAUUUUAUCCAAGCUUCAUCAAAUGCAGCCUAAGGGUUACAUUAAUCUCUGUACUGGAAUUCGAAUUGCUCAUCUAGCAUUGAAGCAUCGACAAGGGAAACAUCACAAAAUGAGGAUUGUAAUUUUUGUUGGUAGUCCAAUUGAUGAUGAAGAUGCAGAGAUUGUAAAACUGGCAAAGAAGUUCAAAAAAGAGAAAGUAUGUGUCGACAUUGUCAAUUUUGGAGAAGAUGCUGUUAAUACUGAUAAAUUAACAUUAUUUAUCAAUACCCUGAAUGGAAAAGAUGGCACUGGCUCUCAUCUUGUUACUGUACCUCCUGGUCCUCAUCUGUCUGAUGCUUUAGUUAGUUCUCCAGUUGUUCAAGGUGAGGAUGGCAGCGGAGCUGUUGGUAUUGGAGGAAUGGGCUAUGAAUUUGGUGUAGAUCCAAAUGAAGAUCCUGAGUUAGCAUUGGCUCUUAGAGUAUCUAUGGAAGAACAAAGACAGAGGCAAGAAGAUGAAGCUCGUAGAACAGUUUCUGCUACAAGUAAUGAAUCUGCUGGACAAAGAUCAACUGAUGGUAGUAAUGAAGAAGCUAUGUUAGAGCAAGCAGUAGCUAUGUCUUUGGCAACUGAUGCAACUCCAGCGGCAUCUGCUCCUAUUCCUGACUUUGCAGCAAUGACAGAAGAAGAACAAAUUGCUUAUGCUAUGCAAAUGUCCCUUCAACAAACUCAUGAUGGCUCAGAUGAUGAAGCUCCAAUGGAAACAGAUGAGAAAGAUCAAAGCAAGGAAGAAGAAGAAGACUUGCGUGAUGUUAUGGACGAUCCUGAAUUCUUACAAAGUGUUCUUAGGAAUUUGCCUGGUGUAGAUCCGCAAAGUGAAGUAGUACGCAAUGCUGUGCAAAAUUUAGAAUCUUCUAAAGAUAAGGACUCCAAAGAGAAAUCUAAGGCAGGGAAAAAGGAUGACAAGAAUAAAAAAUAAUUUUAUUAAUGUGUAGUGUAAUAUUUUUUCAUUGUGAAACUGUUGCAAAUUAAAUUUCUUUGAAAUAAUUUUACCAUUGUGGGCAUUUUUGCUUUUUAAAUUUAUUUUCAAGUAUGAAUUAAUCAUUAAAUCAAUGACAUGCCAAACUUGAGUAACCAAGCAAAGUUGAUAAGAGACUUGGAUAAGUCAUGAUAAUAACUUAUUUUUAUGCAGGUACAUCACAGAAAAGCCGGAGUUGGACGUUUUAAAAUCAAGGUGUCUGAGUCGGCCAUUUUCUUUCUGACACUUAAGCCCUAGUAUGCACUUAGGUCUCAAAUCAACCCACUUGUUUAUCCAAGAAAGAUCCCUUUGCUGUUUAAGAAAAUAAGGCGAAUUCCUGAAUCUUCAGAGCUUUGGCAUGAUUUUCUUCUUAAUUUCGAUAGGAACCUUAAAACCCAAAAGGAAAGAAGAUAAAUACCUUUGUGCUGAAAAGUAAAGUAAGAAAUAACAACAUCAAAAAGCACUAAUUGCAGAUUACUACAGACACCUGUUUCGGCUUUACAAGGAACGCCUUUUUUCAAUGCAUAAAGGAAUGAGCUUAUGGAUGAAAAGACAUCAGACAGAUGUCUUUCACUUUUGAUUUGAACUAUUUUUCGUUCAAUUUUGAACAGUUCAAAAAAAAAUAACAUUAGCGCCUACUGGGAAAUUCAAUGCAAUUUCGAACUUAGGGGCAAAUUUGCUUCAAACAAACUUGUAGGAAAAAACUUUUGAUGAAAAACAUGUAUAUAAAAUAUCUUUUUGAUCUGAACAAUUUUCCGUUCACUUUGGAACAGUUCAAAUCCCUUAACAUUAGCGCCUACAAGGAAACUGAAAUUCAAUGCAGAUUCUGCACUUGCAGGUAGAUUUACUUCAAACGAACUUUGUUGGAAAUAACUCUUGACGACAAACUCCCAACUUCCGAGAAUUUCAGGCACUUGACUCUGACUCCUGUGCCUGACAAUUAGUCGGACUCCGACUCGGACUUCGUAGUUUUGGCAAAAAUUUAUACACAGAGGAAAAAUGACUGACUCUGAUUCUUGGAUAUUCGACUCCAACUCUGACUCCUUUAUUCCAAAACAAGUCCAACUCCGCAAACAUUGGCAGAGUUGCGUACUCUAAGGGAAAUGACCGAUUCCAACUCAGAGUCUUUAAACUAAAUACCUUCAGCUCCCAAAACGAGAUUGACUCAGACUCCACAGCCAUGGUUUUAACUGAAAUAAUUAUUGUUAAUAUGAAUUGUUUUUAUUUUCACUCUUAAAGUUUUAAUUUAUGUAUUCAGUUUUCGGCAGAUAAACUCAAAGUCCUUUAUG
This is a messenger RNA of Uloborus diversus, 2596 nucleotides long. RefSeq names its product 26S proteasome non-ATPase regulatory subunit 4-like (gene Rpn10). The coding region runs from base 108 to 1268 and encodes 386 amino acids. Gene Ontology annotation, molecular function: polyubiquitin modification-dependent protein binding. Lineage: Eukaryota; Metazoa; Arthropoda; Arachnida; Araneae; Uloboridae. The transcript is spliced from 11 exons. Gene Ontology annotation, biological process: proteasome-mediated ubiquitin-dependent protein catabolic process. The record is from RefSeq and is a predicted model, not a curated record. Gene Ontology annotation, cellular component: cytosol; proteasome regulatory particle, base subcomplex; nucleus.